Molecule: messenger RNA, 2382 nt
Organism: Triticum aestivum (bread wheat)
Lineage: Eukaryota; Viridiplantae; Streptophyta; Magnoliopsida; Poales; Poaceae
Exons: 7
Coding region: 84-1928 (614 amino acids)
Source: RefSeq, a predicted model, not a curated record
UAUAUGUCCGUCACCCUAUAGCCGCCGAUGGAGCAGAAGAAGAAACCCUAAUCCCCAAAUCAAAUCCCGUCCCCUCUCGAUCUAUGGUUCGUCCCCUCUUCGCCCGGCGGCGGCCGCCGCCGGAGCACGCCGGCAUAUAUCCUAACUGGGUCCUCCUCGACACCGUAGUGCGCGGGGCAAACUACGACUGGGAGAAAAUGUCAAUCACUGAGUGUUCUUCUUCCUUGGCUACCACAGCCAGAACAUUCGUGGAUGUCAGAAGUGAGGCGGAGUCGAAGGAAGAAGUGGUGGUGGAGGUGGAGGUUUCCUUCUUAUUCGCCAGCCCACCGGAUGUAUCUGGCUUCGUUGUCCAUGUUGGGGAUUACGGGUUGUCGUAUGGUGCCUCCGUCGUUAGCACCGAUGGCAACGCUGUUCUGCUAGCCAUUACCAUGGCAAUGUUCAACUUGCAGCGCUAUCUCGUCUACAGGGUUGACCAAGGGAAUCCGUCACUUGAGGUGCUUCCAGACCGACCUAUGCUGAAAUUCCAUCCAACCAAAGUGGUUGGCAUCCUCAGCCAUGGCAAGGGAUACAUUGUGGCUGCCUUGACGCGCAAGCUCAAAAUUGACUAUCUUGCUUAUGAGCUCUUUCUCUACACAUCCCAGACCAAGGCAUGGAGCAGCAAGGUGAUACCACUGGAGUGUACUAGGGACGCUGACCUGAUUCACGUCCUUAACCACCAUACCACCAAGGUAAUCACAGUUGGAGUGGAUUCAUUGGGGUGGGUUGACCUUUGGCGUGGUAUACUUUUCUGCAAUGUGCUUGAUGAGAAUCCAGUGGUCCGCUUCUUGAGCUUUCCUUGCCCCAUGCCGUCUAAUGCAUGUAACUUGGGAACAUCAUGUCCUAGGCCGUUUAGGGAUGUGAUCUGCAUUGGCAACACACUGAAGUUUGUUGAGGUGGAGUAUAACCAAGGUGAAGAUGAUACUGACUAUGGUUCGAAUACUGACCAUGGUUGGAAGGCGACAACUCAGAAGAGGAAUCUCGGGUCAGGGUGGACUGAAUGCUUUAGUGUAGAUACUAGUGACAUCCAUUUAACCGAUGAAAGUUGGGAUUUGUUGUCACACAGGCUGCGGGAUGAUGAUGCACGCCAACUUUCCUUGAGUAAGUUGGAGUGUUUAGCUCCUACCCUUGGCAUAGAUGAUGACUAUCUUUACAUGAUGACCCGGCCACUUGGAAGCAAUGAGAAGCCAUUGGGUCUGUUUGCUUCUCUUGACAUUAAAAAUAAGGACAUGAGGCUUGUGUCUUUUUCUACGGAAAGGAUGUCAUAUAUUGAUCCCAACUACCGGCCAUGUACUGUUUCACGUUACUUCAACAACACCUCUGUUGCAGGGAAGCCUCUCAAAAGUAAGAACAAGAAAGCUGCACCAAGGUUUAUUAUUGGUGAAAAUCUGAGGUGGAUUGGUUUGGUUAAAUUAGCAGUGCUCCGCAACAUCCUUGUUGCCAUUCAAAAGCUCACGUCGUUAGAUGCAAUACUGAUGAAACCAGAAAGGCCGGAUGAAACACAGCUAGAUCAAACAUGGCUAAGGAAUUGCUCUGCCUCUGUUGAAAUGCUUGGCCAGAUGGCCCAUGGUAUUAGUUCGUACACUGAUCAUUUACCUGCAACCAGCAUCCAAUACCAUGUUGACGCACUUAAAGAAGGGUUUUCUAUUUUGGGUGGUAAGACUUUCCCAUUUAUGGACAAUGACGAGUAUGCAAGUUUUGUCGAUAUCACACACUUCAAAAUAUUGGAUGUCGUAAAAGUGGCGCGCAGCAGUCUUGUAAAAGAAUUGCUGCCUAAAAGACUGGACGAUCCACAUUAUUCGCUCCGAUCUGUGGAACGGACUCUUAUGUAUGGAGAGCUGCCACUGACACCGUAUCUGAGGCGUCUUGACCUGUCAGAAGGAUGUGCUUAGGCGCAUCGCCCUGUCAGAUGGGUGGUUGUAACGGCAAUGCAGUAUGGAAGAGUGACGCUGCUCUGCAAUUUCUAAUCCGUGAACCAUGUAAGCAGGUUAUAUGGUGGACGAUAACCAAUGAAAUCUGGGUUAUUGUUUGUUUUAACUAGCAGCUGAGUUGUCAUGUUCACACCAAAGUUUGAAGCUAUAGUAGUUGGGCUGUGCGCUUCGUUUUCAAGGUGCCAAAUUUUGUGGAGCGUCCAAUCCAAUGAAAAGCUCAUAUUGAACUUGUAUUGUGCGAAACGGUAGGAUAAAAUAUCCUGAGCGUUGACAGUGUUGUUCAUGUUAAUGCAAAUGUUCCGCAUCCUUUGCUGGCUGUUGUUUGAUUCCGGUUCCUUGGUUGUGCGUUGUAUUGCCUUUGUAAAGAAAUACAAGAGCAUUUACCUUCUUACGAAGGGAGUAACUCAUUGUAGCA